Messenger RNA from Pseudo-nitzschia multistriata, 1919 nucleotides. NCBI's taxonomy places the organism in Eukaryota, Bacillariophyta, Bacillariophyceae, Bacillariales, Bacillariaceae. The record is from the annotation of a GenBank genome assembly.
CAUUCCAAGUUUUGUAACGUACUACGAGUACUCGGCAGGACAGUGGCAAAGUUAUUGCAACGAGAGCAAAACAUGGCGUUGUUAUGUUGGAGUAGUCGAUUCGUAUGGCGAUGGCAUGCUCAAGUUCUUAUGGCAACGUCUCUAGCAGCGAUCCUGGUGCUAUCCUUGGUGUCAUCGAGCAACGCGGACAAUGUGGGAACAUUUGAUCUGGUUGGCUUGAUCGCAGACCUUCCCACGAAACAAUUUUACAUCAAUGGUACCUGGGUGGAACCAGCUCCGCCAUCCUCCGAAACUUUCAAGCGCUUCAUCAAUGUUGUGGAUCCAUCCACAGCAGAAACUGCAGCAAAAGUAGCCAUUGCAGGUCCCGAAGACGUCGACGCCGCCGUCAAAGCAGCUAAAGAGGCCUGGCUCGAGUGGUCGUACCACACGCCACUGAACGAACGAAAGAGAUACGUGCAAAAGCUCGCCCGAAUCUACGCUUCCAAAAUCGAGGAAAUGGCACAGCUGAUCAGCACGGAAAUGGGAAGUCCUAUCGAAGCCGCUCGCGAGAGCCAUGCCUGGGGCGGACUGAGCAACAUAGAAAGCUCGUUGGAGCUUAUAGACGAAUUCGAAUUCGAAAAACCCCUUGGGGACGAUGAGUUAACUACAAUUCUCUACGAGUCCAUCGGCGUGGUGGGAAUGAUCACGCCCUGGAACUGGCCGUUGAAUCAAAUUACUCUCAAGGUGGUACCCGCUUUGCUAGUGGGAUGCACUUGCGUUCUCAAACCCUCCGAAGAAUCUCCGCUUUCGGCCCUUUUGUUUGCGGAGAUGGUUCACCAAGCGGGAUUUCCGCCCGGUGUUUUCAACCUGGUCAACGGGGAUGGCCCCUUUACGGGAGAUUCCCUGACGAAGCAUCCCGAUCUCGAUAUGAUCUCUUUUACUGGGUCGACGCGUGCCGGAAGACAAGUUGCGGUCAACGCGGCACUGGGGCCGAUCAAAACCACCCUUGAGCUCGGUGGAAAGGGCGCCAACAUUUUCUUUGCCGACGUGGGCGACGAAUGGAUGGAAGAAGUUGUCGUCAAUGGAGUGGAGAGUGUCUUUUACAAUUCUGGACAAACCUGCAAUGCGCCCACCCGCAUGCUUGUUCAGCAGCCUUUUUACAACAUGGCGGUAGAGCUGGCAACAAACAUUGCCAAAACCAAUAGCCCCGUCGACUCGGCCCACGAGGACGGAGACGAGCACAUUGGACCGGUGGUGAGUCGGAACCAAUUCGAACGAAUCCAGGAGUACAUCCAGAUCGGGAUCGACGAAGGUGCGAGGCUGGUUGCCGGCGGGCUCGGACGUCCCGAACACCUCGCUAACCACCCGAGCAAAAAGAAUGGGUACUACGUUCGCCCCACGGUCUUUGCAGACUGCAAACCUUCAAUGACCAUAAUGCAAGAAGAGAUCUUUGGUCCCGUCUUGUGCAUAGUACCUUUUACCACGGAAGACGAAGCGCUGCAACUGGCCAACGACACACCCUACGGACUGACCAACUACGUUCAUUCUCGUAAUUUCAAUCGCCGCCGCCGCAUGGGACGCCUCCUUCGCUCGGGUAUGGUCGAAAUGAACGAUGCCGCUGGGGACCACGGAAGUCCAUUCGGCGGAGUCAAGGGAAGCGGGUAUGGUCGAGAGGGCGGAAUAUUUGGCUUCGAAGAAUUCUGCAUCAUCAAGGCAUUGACGGGCUUCAUCCCCGGAGAAGACGAUUUGUUCUUCGACCAGGAGUUGGAAACAUCGGCUGGGACCGAGGAAGCUGAGUUAUAGACUACUUUGAAAGCUUCUACUGUACUUCACCCAUCCAAAGAAUUUUUCUAUCAAUUCAUCACAAAUGUGACAAUAUCAUGAUUUUGCAGGAUACCACUUGUAUCGAUGACCAUAUCGAACAAACCAUGGAGUCCAAC